AUGUCGUUCUCAAAGCGCGUCGCGCGAGAGUUGCGGGGGUCGAGAGGGUGCGCGAUCGCGCUGGUGGCGAUCGCGCUCGUGGCGCUCGUCGGGCUCGGCGGACGCGGGGACGGAUUCGGCGAGACGGUGCGCAAGAGCGGGCCUCUGAGCGCGUUCAGCAUCACGGCGAGAGUAGGGUCGAGUAAAGCUUUGCUGCGUUCGUGCGCGGGGAGCGGAAGCGGUGAGUUCGGGUCGGAGACGUACUUGGUGACUGGCGCCGCCGGGUUCGUCGGGUCGCAUGUCGCGACGGCGCUGAAAAAGCGAGGGAGCGGAGUCGUGGGGUUGGACAACGUGAACGAUUAUUAUCCUAGGGGGUUAAAGCGGACGCGAAUGGCGAAAUUGAGCGAGAUCGGGGUGCACGUGGUGGAGGCGGAUCUGAACGACGCGUCGACGGUGCGGAAGAUUUUGGACACGUGUCGAGUCACGACGGUUGUGCAUUUGGCGGCGCAGGCUGGGGUGCGGUACGCGGUGAAGAAUCCAGGGGCGUACGUGCACUCAAAUGUCGCUGGUUUUGUGACCUUGCUCGAGGAGAUCACGCGCACGACGCCGAUGCCCAAGGUGAUCUUCGCCUCGAGCUCGAGCGUGUACGGAUUGAACACAAAGGUGCCGUUUAGCGAGAAAGAUGUCACCGAUUCUCCGGCCUCGCUCUACGCCGCGACGAAGAAGGCGGACGAGCUCUUGGCGCACACGUACAAUCACAUUCACGGUCUCGCUCUGACAGCGCUUCGAUUCUUCACCGUGUACGGGCCGUACGGGCGUCCGGACAUGGCGUACUUUUCCUUCGCGAACAACAUCAUGAAGGACAAACCGGUUAAGAUUUUCAAGGGUCCGGACGGUGGAGAGCUCGCACGAGAUUUUACGUACAUCGACGACGUGGUCAAAGGAACGAUCGCGGCGUGCGAUACGAGCGAGAAGAGCGGAAAGGGUUCGGACGGAUCGAGGCCGCCGUUUCGCGUGUACAACCUCGGCAACACGCAACCGGUGACGGUGUCUGAUUUCGUCAGCAAGCUCGAGCGGGCGCUCGGAAAGACGGCGAAUCGUAACUACGUCCCGAUGCCCAAGACGGGAGACGUCCCGUUCACGCACGCGGAUAUUAGCGCGGCGAAAAAGGAUCUUGGAUAUAACCCGUCCAUCAGCCUGGACGAGGGACUGGACAGCUUCGUGCGCUGGUACUCAAAGUAUUACGCCGGAGGUGCGCACGCCGAGGACACAAACUACGUGCCGAUGUGA
Messenger RNA from Ostreococcus tauri, 1269 nucleotides. Its product is annotated as Nucleotide sugar epimerase. NCBI's taxonomy places the organism in Eukaryota, Viridiplantae, Chlorophyta, Mamiellophyceae, Mamiellales, Bathycoccaceae. The coding region runs from base 1 to 1269 and encodes 422 amino acids. The transcript has a single exon. The record is from RefSeq and is a predicted model, not a curated record.